Molecule: messenger RNA, 496 nt
Organism: Rhizophagus irregularis DAOM 181602=DAOM 197198
Lineage: Eukaryota; Fungi; Glomeromycota; Glomeromycetes; Glomerales; Glomeraceae
Source: RefSeq, a predicted model, not a curated record
AUAGCAAACAAGAAGUCCAGGAUGCGUUUACAAGAACGGUCGAGAGGGUUAUGGAUUCACCUAUUGUACAGGCUGGGAUAAAGAAACGGUUAAAAAAAAUAUCCGAUAAUAUCAGUGAUACUUUUGAAGGAAAGGAUAUUGUCGAAUUUUUUGCGGAACUGGACAAGGAGUUUGAGGCAAAGCUAAAUCAACGAAAUCUUGAGAGAUCUUUUGAUAAGAAUAGCUCCGAACUACUAAAGAAGUCUGGUGAUUUAAAUACAUUGAGACUUUCAUCUUAUUAUAUAGAAAGGUCUGCUGAAGAGAGAAUCAACUUCUGAUCAAAGCAAUUAUAUUCCAAGAAAAAGGCAAGAAAUUGAUUUUAAUGAGGAGCGAACAAUAAAAGAAGCAAUAUCAAGUUGGAAAUACUACGCCACUUUCACUUGAUAAAAAUGAACAAGAUGCGGAUGUUGCUGUCAAACAGGAUACGGAUAGCAUGUAUUGCCAGGAGCUGUCAUCA